Molecule: messenger RNA, 1311 nt
Organism: Papaver somniferum (opium poppy)
Lineage: Eukaryota; Viridiplantae; Streptophyta; Magnoliopsida; Ranunculales; Papaveraceae
Product: protein ALP1-like
Exons: 3
Coding region: 87-1154 (355 amino acids)
Source: RefSeq, a predicted model, not a curated record
AUGCUGUAACUUUAUUUUACGUCUACUUUUAUUCAUAUGUUCUGCGUUAUCAAAGUUGCGUGUUAAGAUCAAAUGAUCGUUUUGAAAUGACUACUGUACGACUGUGGGUGAUGCAAGAUUUAGUUUACAAAAGCGACACAAAUUGUAAAUCGCAACUUCGCCUCGAUAGACGUACUUUUCGAAUACUUUGCCAUAAGCUGUCCACAAUAAGCGGACUAGAAGAUAAUAGGAAUUCUGAUGUUGAAGAAAUGGUUGCGGUAUUUUUGUAUGUAAUUGCACAUCACCAUAAGAAUAGAGUUGUAGGGUUUAUGUUCAAGCGAUUUGGAGAAACCAUUAGCAGAUAUGUAAACACGGUAUUGAAAGGAGUUAUUAGACUUCAAGGGGAGUUGCUCAAACAACCAGUUGCAGUGGCUACAAGUUCUGUUGAUGAGAGAUGGAAUUGCUUCAAGAACUGCCUAGGGGCAUUAGAUGGAACACAUAUUAGUAUCCAUGUGGCAACCGAAGACAAGCCUAGGUAUCGUACAAGGAAGAGCUCGAUUGCAACUAAUGUAUUAUGUGUAUGCUCCCAUAACUUGGAGGUUAUAUAUGUGUAUCCUGGCUGGGAAGGUUCAGCUGCCGAUUCUCGUGUUCUUAGAGAAGCAAUAUACAAAAAGAAUGGCUUAGAAGUUCCACAAGGUUACUAUUACCUUGUCGAUGCCGGUUAUCCGAAUAGUGGAGGAUUUCUUGCGCCUUUUAGAGGUCAACGUUAUCAUUUAAAGGAAUGGGGGCAAGGUCGUUUAGAACCAAGGACAGCUGAAGAACUAUUCAAUAUGAAACAUUGUAGGGCUAGGAAUGUGAUUGAACGCGUUUUUGGAUUGUUGAAAAUGAGAUGGGCAAUACUUCGGAGUCCUUCAUGGUAUCCAGUAAACAUACAUUGUCGUUUUAUCAUGGCUUGUUGUUUAAUCCAUAACCUUAUUAGGAGAGAAAUGCUUAUGGAUGAAUUUCUAGAGGAAGACAAUUAUGAAGAUGGACCAGUUAAUUUAGUUUCUCCUCAAGAAAGUCGAAUGAUAGAAUUUGUUGAUUCCUCAGAUUAUUGGGUUGUUCAGAGGAAAGAGUUAGCUGAUCAAAUGUGGGAAAGAUGGACUGCACGUAGACGUAGACGCGUAGUUAGUUAAAAAACUUUGAUUUUCCUGUAUUAGUCUACUUUUUAAUAACUUUCGUUUGUUACUGUAUGUUUAUUGAACUCCAUUGCAGUUAUAAGGAUUUAUGUUUGAACAACAGGGAUUUCGUUUGUUACUUUGAUUUUCCUGUAUUAGUCUAUUCUAUUUCAUA